Molecule: messenger RNA, 1866 nt
Organism: Danaus plexippus (monarch butterfly)
Lineage: Eukaryota; Metazoa; Arthropoda; Insecta; Lepidoptera; Nymphalidae
Product: juvenile hormone esterase-like
Exons: 3
Coding region: 17-1666 (549 amino acids)
Source: RefSeq, a predicted model, not a curated record
AUCAUUGUUUGAUCAAAUGAGGUCGAUACUGUUUCUUUGUAAUUUUUUUCUAGCCGUUUUCUGUGAACUAAGAUCUCAAACGGUUAGGAUAUCUCAAGGUUCAGUGCGCGGAUACGAAGACCCGGAAGAAGGAAUAUUUAUUUUUUAUAAUGUGCCCUACGCCACGACGCCUAAAGGGCCAAAUAAGUUCAAGGCACCGUUACCAGCCCCUGUUUGGAAUGGAACAUUCGAAGCAAUAAAUAGACAAAUAGUAUGCCCACAGAGCGAUUUAAUUGGAAUUUUGCCAGAAUACAAAAUUAAAGACGAAGAAUGUCUGGUCGCUAAUAUCUAUGUACCCGAUACGAAAGAAGAUAAUCUACCUGUCGUUGUAUACAUUCAUGGAGGGGCGUUUGUAUUUGGAUGGGGAGACUUAUUCACUUUCAGAAAGUUUGUGAGAAACCAGAAUAUUAUAGUAGUGUCGUUUAAUUAUAGAUUAUCAGCUCAUGGCUUUUUAUGUCUUGGAACCGAAGAUGCACCCGGAAAUGCUGGUAUGAAGGACCAGAUCGCUUUGUUAAGGUGGGUUAAAAAUAAUAUAAAGAAUUUUGGUGGGAAUCCUGAUGACGUUACUAUACACGGAUGCAGCGCUGGAGCCACUUCGGUGGAUCUAUUGGUCCUUUCAAAAAUGGCAAAAGGUCUAUUCAAAAGAGGUGUGGCUGACAGUGGAAUAGGAAUAGCUAGCUAUGCUGUUCAACUAAAUCCUAUUGAUAACGCAAAAAAGUAUGCUAAAUUCUUGGGAUAUAAAGGUAACGACGACAUUUCUUCCUUAACAUCUUUUUAUAAAAGCCUCCCAUAUGAAAAACUCAAUUCAGUACAAGUUAUGACCAAUACGGAUUAUUCUCUAUACAUGACGCCAUGUGUAGAGAGAGAUUUAGGAGAGGAAAUGUUUCUUGAUGAUAGUCCAUACAAUAUAUUGAAAAACGGAAGUUAUAUCAAAGUCCCAAUGUUAUAUGGAUUCUCUGAAAUGGAAGGUUCGUUUCGUUUGCCACAAUUUCAUCUAUGGGAAAGAGAAAUUAAUGCAAAUUUUUCAAAUUUUCUGCCUCUUGAUUUAGAAUUUAAGAAUUUCAGUGAAAAAGAAUUGAUAGCGAAUAAAGUGAAGAAUUACUAUUUUGGUGACAAAACCAUAGGAAGAGAAACAAUAUUUAACUUCGUUAACUUUUCCACCGACAUAUUUAUCACAUACAAUAUGAUAAAGCAAGUCAAACUGCAUUUAGAAGCAGGACAUGACCAGAUUUACUUCUAUGAAUAUGUAUAUAGUGAUAAUGCCACCGACAACUCUCCGUUUACGGAAGUAAGAGGUGCAUCGCACUGCUCACAAACCUUCGCAGUUAUGGAUGGGUUUUAUAACUUCGUUAGUAUUCCCUAUGACGAAAAAUUGAUUCCAAAUGAAAUGAUUGGAAUUAAGGAGAUGAUGAGGAAAAUAUAUGGAAACUUUAUGAAAACCGGGCGUCCAAUAGGAACAGAUUCCGAUUUGCCGCAAUGGACUCCAAUGAGUUGUGAAUGGUCAGAGUUUAUGACAAUUAAUCGAACGGUACAAUUAAGGAAAUCUUUCACUUCUGAGAGUACUUCUUUUUGGGACAAAAUCUAUGAGAUAUAUUUUAAAGGUCCAAAACCACCUCAGAUAGAUUAAAUCGAAUUUUACAUUUAAUAAGACUUAACAUCUUAGUUAUACUCUUAAGACUAAACAUGUAUUCUGUUCUUUAUUUGUACAUUACUAUUAUCUUUAUGACAUUACAAUGAUUACAACAUAAAUAAUAAUUUGAUGAUAAAAACUCUCAAAACGUUCUUAAUUACUUUAACGUAAUAGCAAUUAUAUUUUUUGUAAUAAGA